Anarrhichthys ocellatus (wolf-eel) is the source of this 4173-nucleotide messenger RNA. It is a transcript of the gene tbc1d22b, whose product is annotated as TBC1 domain family, member 22B. NCBI's taxonomy places the organism in Eukaryota, Metazoa, Chordata, Actinopteri, Perciformes, Anarhichadidae. Gene Ontology annotation, molecular function: GTPase activator activity. The coding region runs from base 1 to 1575 and encodes 524 amino acids. The transcript has 14 exons. Gene Ontology annotation, biological process: activation of GTPase activity. The record is from RefSeq and is a predicted model, not a curated record.
AUGGCCACCACAGGGGCUAAAGACUGGGAGGCUACAUGUGUUUUUCUGCACAGAGGUGACAGCGGUUCACAUGUCCUCUUCUACAGUGUACAACCAGUUUAUGGAGCGCAGCAUCCUCCUCUCGACCCACGGUUGCGACGCACGUAUCCCAAAGACACAAAGCCCAAGUUCAACAAUCCCAAGUCUAAAAAGGCCUCUAGCUUCCACGAGUUCGCCCGCAGUACCAAUGACGCUUGGGACAUCGACGAAGAGGAGGACGAGGAUUUUCUCGGGACCCCAGCCCAAACUUCCUCCCUAUCAUCAGGUCUCCACUCUUCGUCAACACAGAACCAGCAGAAUCAGGUCGGAGAUACAGAAACCAGGGUGUCACACAGUCCCGGGACAGAGGAUCAAGACCUCCAGGAUGUGGGGGAGGAGGACGCGGAGUGCGAGCACGUCAACGGCAAGGUUGUCAAUUCUAGCAGUGACGUCCACCUCAACACGUCCUCUGUUCGCUCCACACUGCAGAAGCAGCAGUCUCUCCCAGUUCGUCCCAUCAUCCCACUGGUGGCCCGCAUGUCGGACCAGAACGCGUCGGGAGCACCGCCCAUGACAGUGAGGGAGAAGAGCCGGCUGGACAAAUUCAAGCAGCUGCUGGCUAGUCCCAACACUGACCUAGAGGAACUCCGGAAGCACAGCUGGUCGGGCAUACCAAGAGAAGUCCGGCCAAUCACGUGGAGGCUUCUCUCUGGCUACCUGCCGGCCAACAAGGAGCGCAGAGAGCUGGUGCUAAAAAGGAAGCGAGAAGAAUACUUUGGCUUCAUAGAGCAGUAUUACCAUUCCAGAACAGACGAGCACUAUAAAGACACAUACAGACAGAUCCACAUCGACAUUCCAAGAACCAACCCUCUGAUUCCCUUGUUCCAGCAGCCCGUAGUACAAGAGGUGUUUGAGCGUAUCCUCUUUAUCUGGGCCAUCCGUCACCCAGCCAGCGGUUACGUCCAGGGAAUCAAUGAUCUGGUCACGCCCUUCUUUGUCGUCUUCCUCUCUGAGUUUGUCACAGAGGAUGUGGAGAACUUUGAGGUGGCAGCGCUGCCUCUGGACACCCAGAGAAACAUCGAAGCUGACAGCUUCUGGUGCAUGAGCAAGCUGCUGGAUGGAAUACAGGACAACUACACCUUUGCUCAGCCUGGAAUCCAGAACAAAGUGAAAGCUUUAGAGGAGCUGGUCAGCAGGAUAGAUGAGGACAUUCAUAAUCAUUUCAAGAGGUAUGAGGUGGAGUAUCUGCAGUUUGCUUUCCGGUGGAUGAACAAUCUGCUGAUGAGAGAGCUGCCGCUCCGUUGCACUAUUCGUCUCUGGGACACCUACCAGGCUGAAGCGGAGGGUUUCUCCCACUUCCACCUGUACGUCUGUUCUGCUUUCCUCAUUGAGUGGCGCAAAGAAAUCCUCUCCAUGGUUGACUUUCAGGGCCUUCUUAUGCUACUGCAGAACCUUCCCACAAUCCACUGGGGCAACGAGGAAGUGGGUCUCCUCCUGGCUGAAGCUUAUAGACUGAAGUACAUGUUUGCAGACGCACCCAGCCACUACAAGAGGUAGGUGCGAGGCCGCCUCCCAGCAAGCACAGUCCCCCCUGAGAUCAGACCAGACUGUGACUGGAGGGACCGCCAGUAUUCAAGACACUCCAGACGCCCAUGUCUUGUGUUUGAGGUGACCUGGAAGACACUGAAGCCACAAAACUUCUCCUGUGAAAAUGAAGUCCAGUGAAUGUCCCAGUGGAUUUGGGUUAAUGGUGCUCCCACAGAGCUCAGUGAAUAUGAGGCUAUUUGCAGUGGAUGGACUGCACUGUUUCAAUGGACUGUUACAGUAUGAACACAGCUAUGCCACCUUGGUUAACUUAUACUGGUUUGGUCAUGCAACAUUAAUUGUCUCUCAUGUGAAACGUACACUCGGAAGAACACGCUGUGGUAUAAACGGAAUGAUGAUUUUAGUGAAAGAUUGCUCCAACAGAUUAUAUUUUCUUGUUUUGAAGAUAUGUUUUGGUAUUUGUUUUAAAACUCCUAUACGUAAACCAGACAAAUACUUUAUUUUCUCUUUUAAAACCUACUUAGUCUGACACUGUCACCCUUAUGUUUUGGUCCAGGUUUACCAAAUUUGCACUGUACAAUCAACUUCUUGCUUUUGGGACUUCAGUGAGUCAGUUUGAUUGGUUGCCAGUAUGGAUAUUCUCAAUUGUAUUAGGUAUUAGACCUAAGAGUAGCAAAUAUUAGGUACUGUGUUUUAUUUCAAGUUGGGUUUUGUUUUACAAGUGGAGAAACUGAUUUGGUAUCAGUUGGCCUUGGUUAUCAUAAAUCAGCAUCUUCAAUCACAAUGAGGCUCUCGGGUGUAAUAUAUAUCACCACUGGUUCAAUUAGAGUUGUACUGCCUCUGAAUAGACAAGGAACGAUGGAGACCUUUUGGUUAAUGUAGCUUUGAAAUUCCUUGCUCAAUUAUUUUAUGUUGAAACUAACUGAGAUAAUUCUAAAUUUUAUUAUAUUUUUGACAGAAUACAAUUUUAGUUGGAGAUUGCUGCACAUAGUAUCACUGACACAAAUAGAGAUCAGUAACGGCUGGUCUGUUUUGUCCUGAGCUUUUUCAGACUUAUUUCUUAUUGAUUAAUGAUGUAAAUGAUCGUAUGAUCCUCUAUGAAGUAUCUAAUGAGAUAACUGUGGUUACUGUAAACCUGCAUAUGCAUAGAGGUAGUCAACAAUGUUUGAGAUCCUCAGUUGGGGAUCAUUUUAGCAAUUGUUUAUGGGGUUGGAGAUAUUUUUUUAUGGAGGAGAUGCCUUGUCAAUGCUUGUUCAGUACUGAAGGACAUUUAGCCCCACCAUCCUACUUGAGACGGUCCUGUGGACACAGUGCAGCUCACAAUGUUCUCCUGUCUUUUAGAGUGUACAGUAACACGGAUAAAUGCUUUGGUAUCAUUAAUGCUCAUGUUUUAUAUUUGUCUAAGGUUCACGUUAGGUUGCACUUGUAUCUGUGACCAUUCUGGCUGUGUGUGUGUGGGGGGGGCGGGGGCGGGGUGAAUAUGUGUGUUACUAUCUAGCUUCAUUACCAGUGAUAAUUAUAACACAACGUAUGUUUGAGAGAUAUGACAAUCAUUAGCCUAUGAUACUUUGAUUUCUCUACCAUACCUUUCUUUUCUUUGGUCAUUUUGAAGCAAAUGCUUUGUUAAGCUGUUGUCAAGUUUAAAAUCUGGAUUUCCUGUGCACUAGAUUUCCUGGAGAUUGUAGAAUACAACAAAUUGAAUGGAGAAACAUCUUUCAUGAUUAGUCUUAAUUCAUAUUCAGGAAUUAUUAAAUCCUUAUGAAAUAUGGGGAUUCAACCAUAGCUUGAGGUCUAUGUUACUUCAUGGCAUAUGAAGUGCUCCUGAAGUCACCAUGGUACUUAAUGAGUCUAUGAAAGGGAUCCUUUUAUUGCUGGAAAAACACGGCUCUAUACUUAUUUGUGGUUUAUUCAUUGCCUGUUUUUUGCUUUAAGCCAGCUAUAAUCUUGUGUUCAUCAACCUUGUUUUACCCAUCUAAAACAUGUUGAAUGUUUUGUGAGUGUCGUUGUUGAAUAUAUGCCUUUAGCCUUAAAGUAGUUUCUUUUUUUCAUUCAGGUGCGCCAACUGAUUGUUCACUCCAUGCUGUUUUUAUCUAAAGGUCAUUAUGUCCUCACAAUGUGAUGUUGAUAACUAAAGGCUGACAAAAUAAAACCUUUGUUUCAGAGCUGUUUAUGCUGUCUCAACAAUAAUAUGCCAAAUCUUUAUUGGGUUUCAGUAAUCAGGGCUGGUUUGAAUGAAGAAACGUAAAAAACUUACAGUACACCUGCUGUCUUAUCUUUUUGUUCAUAUUAAAUGAUUGUUAUUCUUGAUUUUGGCAUUAGUGGGUGUGGUGGGUUAUUAUUGUCUUGAUCCAAUAUGUCUUCUGUUGUGUUUUCAUGUAUUAAAGGUGAUAUAAUGUAAAAACAAAGUAGCUAUGUUUUGAUAGCAACACAUUGGUAGCUGACUCAAAAGUAACGUUACUGUCGAAGCUCAAACGGUGUUUUGAAUUGGGGCAAGUGACGCGCCGGAAGUGAUGCUGACAACACAGAAGUAACGUGAACGUAACAUAAACUUCGGUUUCACUUUUUGCAGCCAUGUCAGUGUUGUUUUCGGCUACGAAACCUGAUGCUAAC